UUUAAUUCUCUCCCUUUUCUGGAUAUUCUCUCAUACAUAUAUUUAUUCCUCAAAUUUUUCACUCACAUUCAAUAUCAGCAAGCCUCAAUACGCGCCUCAUUUCUCUCAAUGAAUUUCCUGCCUCUCAAAAUACUUGUCUUCUGUCUGCACAGUCCGCCUUUAGGUUGUUACUUAAUUAAUUCGGCCCCAAUUAGGAGAGCGAGCCCCCCACAACAGAUUGAAAUUGGCGUGUACACACAACAACAAAUAUACACACAUGGCUGACUAAAAGAGUUAAGGAGUCAUCAGGCUGACAGCAACAAAAGUAGUAUUAACAAGUAGUAGCAGUACAUUUAUAAGCGUAUGUGCCCCCUCCUUUUUCGAAAUUAAUCCAAUUAGCGAAUCGAUCGCGCGCGCUCACCACAGAACAUAGGACAAACACCAACACCC
This is a messenger RNA of Meloidogyne enterolobii, 429 nucleotides long. The record is from the annotation of a GenBank genome assembly. NCBI's taxonomy places the organism in Eukaryota, Metazoa, Nematoda, Chromadorea, Rhabditida, Meloidogynidae.